GGGCCGGAGCGGAGCAGCGCGAUGGGGCCGGGCCGGGCGCUGGGGCUGGGGCUGCUGCUGGGGGUCUUCUGCGGGGGGGCGAGCGGGCUCCACUCCCUGCGCUACUUUGACGUCGCGGUGUCGGAGCCCAGCCCGGGGGUGCCCGAGUUUGUGUCUGUGGGGUACGUGGAUGGGAUCCUCAUCGCACGGUAUGACAGCAAGACAAGGAGGGUGACACCUGGGGCAGACUGGAUGGAGGCCAACCUGGACCAGGAGUACUGGGACAGGAACACCCAGACCUGCCGGAACAACCAGCAGAUUAACCGUGUGGACCUGGAGACACUGCGGAGCCGCUACAACCAGAGUGGGAGAGCUCACACGGUGCAGAGGAUGUACGGCUGUGACCUCCUGGAGGAUGGGACCAUCAGGGGGUAUCGGCAGGACGCCUAUGAUGGGCAGGACUUCAUCUCCUUCGACCUGGACACGAUGACGUUCAUCGCGGCGGAUGCGGCAGCACAAAUCACCAAGAGGAAGUGGGAGGAGGACGGGGCUGAAGCUGAACGAUGGAAGAACUACCUGGAGACGAUCUGCAUUGAGUGGCUGAGGAGAUACGUGAGCUUUGCUGGGCGGGCUGUGCUGGAGAGGAAAGAGCCCCCCACGGUCCGAGUGUCGGGGAAGGAGGCCCACGGGGUCCUGACCUUGUCCUGCCGCGCUUACGGCUUCUACCCGCGGCCCAUCAGCAUCAGCUGGCUGAAGGAGGGCGAGGUCAGGGACCAGGAGACCGAGUGGGGCAGCGUGGCGCCCAACGGCGACGGCACCUUCUACUCCUGGGCCUCCAUCGAGGCCCGCCCGGAGGAGCAGGACAAGUACCGGUGCCGCGUGGAACACGCCAGCCUGGCCCAGCCCGGCCUCUACGCGUGGGAGCCACAGUCCAACCUGUUGACCAUCGUGCUGGCGGUGGCCGGUGCCAUCCUGGUUGUUGUGGCCAUGGGGGCCGGAUUUGCCCUCUGGAAGUGCAAGUCAGGGCUGACGGGCUACAGGGCAGCGGCAGGCUCGGACAGGGGGUCUGGUAGCUCAAACGAGGGCUCUGAGAGGGCGUCCAAAGAGAUCCUCGCCUGAUGGCUCCAGGAGGGGCUGGAUGUGUCCCCUGCCCUCCCACCUCCUGGAUGCAGAGAGGAGCUGGAGGAGCCUGGGAGCUGCCUGCAGAGAGACCUUGUCCCACCACACCCACCCCUGCUGUGGUGUUGGUUCUUCUGCCUCCCUAUUUUCCACUGCAUUUAAAAUUGUCCCCUGCAAUUAUCACAGAUAUUUUAAUUUUGAGGUUGUCAUUGAUUUCUUCUACCAGUGCACGUUUCCUGGUGCUACACUGACCACAGUGUCACCCCGAGGGAGUGGCUGGAUCCAGGGGUUGUGAGAUAUUUUCUAUCUUGUUCCUCCUCUCUCUCUUUCUUUUUCUCUGUUUCUAACCUUAGUCCUGGCCCAUCAGGGUAACAUCAUUUCUAAUUUUGCCAAGUUCUGCCAGUUGCAACCUGCUGCUUUGAGAGUGAUGCCGUGGUGAGAGAUUUUUGACAAGCUUUAUGAUCUUACUCGGUUUUAAGUAAAGUUGUGUUUGUUUGAA
This is a messenger RNA of Apus apus (common swift), 1597 nucleotides long. RefSeq names its product class I histocompatibility antigen, F10 alpha chain-like. The transcript is spliced from 8 exons. NCBI's taxonomy places the organism in Eukaryota, Metazoa, Chordata, Aves, Apodiformes, Apodidae. Gene Ontology annotation, cellular component: external side of plasma membrane. The coding region runs from base 22 to 1098 and encodes 358 amino acids. Gene Ontology annotation, biological process: immune response. The record is from RefSeq and is a predicted model, not a curated record.